AUGUCGACAACCUCGGUCGAAGAAAAAGGCACUCCCCUCCCCGGCGAGGAGAAGAUUGCCCUCGAACAACUCGUUCCCGACGACCAAGAGAGACAACAAUCGAUUUCAGAAGACGAGAUAGAACCUGCCCCCGAAGGCGGUCUGAGAGCAUGGCUCGUCGCUUGCGGAGCGGCGUCCGUGUUCUUCUGCUGUCUGGGAUUUUCCAACUCGUUUGGCACGUUCACCGAGUACUACCUGACUCACCAGCUUCGCGACCAUACUCCCGACGAUGUGGCCUGGAUUGGUUCUCUUUCUGCGUUUUUGCAGUUCUUUACGGGCAUGAUUGGAGGGCCCAUGUUUGACCGCUAUGGAAUUAUGCAACCCGCGGCCGUCAUCUACAUCUUCGCAGUCAUGAUGCUCAGUCUCUGCAAAACAUACUGGCAAAUCAUCCUCGUCCAGGGCGUCCUCAUGGGCAGCACCAUGGGCUUCCUCCAAUUCCCAGCCAUGGGCGCGCUCGCCCACUACUUUGACAAGAAGCGAGCCGCCGCCUUUGGAGUCGCAAUCUCCGGCUCCUCCAUCGGCGGCAUCAUCAUGCCCAUCGCCGUGUCCCGGAUGCUCAACGCCACGUCCAUCGGGUUUGGCUGGACUGUCCGAAUCAUUGGCUUCCUCAUGGUGCCCUUCAUGGCCUUUUCCAUCAUCGUCAUCAAGGCCCGCCUGCCGCCGCGCCCAACCGCCUUCUUCAUCACUGGCGUGUUCCGAGACGCAAAGUUUAUGCUGCUCAUCACGUCCACCUUCUUCGCCUUCAUCGGAAUGUUCAUGCCCAUCAUCUUCCUCCCGACGUAUGCCGUGGAAGCUCGAGGAAUGGGCGCAACGCUGGCUGGCUACUUGCCCGCCAUUCUCAAUGCGGCUUCGACCUUUGGCCGUGUCAUCCCGGGCAUUCUGGCUGACAAGUACGGAAAGAUGAACAUGUAUGCCGGGGGAACCAUCGUCACCGCCGUCGUUGCCUUUUGUAUGAACUCGACGCACAACAAUGCGGGCAUCAUCGCUUAUGCAGCCAUUUUCGGGUUUACCUCUGGCACAAUCAUCUCGGGAGCAACAGUCACCAUCACGAGCUGUGCCGAUGACCCGCGCAAUAUCGGCACUUAUACGGGCAUGGGAUUGGCCUUGGGAGCUGUUGGAGUCUUGAUAGGACCUCCUAUUGACGGCGCCUUUGUGGCCCAUUAUAAGAGCUUCGAGCAGGUCACCAUGUUUAGCGGUGCCAUGUGCCUUGUUGGCGGCAUUCUCGUACUUUUGGCCAAAGCUGCAACUCCUCAAGGAAUUUUCGGCAAAUCAUGA
Messenger RNA from Trichoderma gamsii, 1314 nucleotides. RefSeq lists its product as hypothetical. NCBI's taxonomy places the organism in Eukaryota, Fungi, Ascomycota, Sordariomycetes, Hypocreales, Hypocreaceae. The record is from RefSeq and is a predicted model, not a curated record. Gene Ontology annotation, biological process: transmembrane transport. The transcript has 2 exons. Gene Ontology annotation, cellular component: fungal-type vacuole membrane. Gene Ontology annotation, molecular function: transmembrane transporter activity. The coding region runs from base 1 to 1314 and encodes 437 amino acids.